Ambispora gerdemannii is the source of this 1518-nucleotide messenger RNA. Lineage: Eukaryota; Fungi; Glomeromycota; Glomeromycetes; Archaeosporales; Ambisporaceae. The record is from the annotation of a GenBank genome assembly.
AUGGAAAACAUUCAAGACAUGCAGACCGAAUAUUACUUUGCUGCCAUGAAUCAACAACACCAACAAAAAGCAGCAGCACAACAUUUCAGUGAUUUAGUAACGGGCGCGGGAAAUCACCAAGCAGCCGAACAAGCGGCCGUAGCAGCAGCGACCGUUUACUUUCUCGACAACCAGAACAAUAUAGACCCUUUCGACCCAAAUUUCUUCUUAAUUGCCGCUAACGCUCACUCGUAUACUCCGUCAUACGGAUCUCCGCAAUCGUCAAUUUACGAAUCGAUUGAUUCGUCAGAUUACGAUAUUUCGGAUGGAUAUUCAUCCGCCGGUGGUAGUUCGGGAUUGUCGAGCCCUCAUCUGCCUACGGAUAUUGUGUUCGAGGAGGAGAGUUUGAGACGAAAUUCAUUGGGUGAUUUGAGUGAUGAAGAAAUUAUUUACGCGAUUCAAAGUGGAUUCAAUUCAAAUGCCGCUGCCACCAACAACCCCACCACCACUACCGACAAUACAACGUCGUAUAACGAUUUUAGUCAACAACAAUUUGAACACCCCACGGUGUCGACUACAAUGUCAACGAUUAAAAUGGAAAAUCCAUAUCGUAGAUCAUUAAAACUAGACACAAACAUUGCGACACUUGAUCUUUCAAAUGUCAGUGGCAUGAACGAUGAUAAUAAUGACAACAAUAGCAAUGAGUUCGACAUAAGUCAAUUAUCACCAUCAACAUUGGCUCAAUGCUUGGUCAACGAUGAUAAUAAUUCCAACACUAAUAAUGUGAACAAUGGUGGAGUAAGCGGAGCAGGUCCAAUGUUUAGCUUUAUACCUGCCACGCCAAUUACGCCGACAAAAGCUCAGGCUAUCGCUGAUAGUGUAUAUGGAGUCUUAUCACCACCACCACCACAACUAAUAUCCAUAGACGAAGAAUCAAUCGUGACGUCACAGUCGUCGGAAGUAGAUAAUGACUCUAUCUCUAAAUCGAUAAGUUCACGUAACACAAAUAUUCCCGCCUCACACAUCGCCAAAUCGACUACUGCACACAGCCACCCACAAAACUUAAGUAGCAGCAUUGUAACUUCUACUGUCUCCACAACUCCAACUCAUCAGCAUCGGAGUCAUCGUAAGGCACUACCACAAGAGAUGGCAGAAAGACUUCACACAAUGAACCUAGCACCGCCAAAACCUCAAAGAAAAUCAAAAACAAGUGCACCAUUCCACUGUCCUUACGAGGAUUGCACCAAAACAUUCACACGUCAAUACAACUUAAAGUCUCACUUACGCACACACACAGACGAACGACCCUUCCUUUGCGGUUUCCAAGGCUGCACAAGAGCAUUCGCACGGCAACACGAUCGUAAACGACACUACAACCUACAUUUGGGCUUCAAACCUCAUGUGUGUGCUCAUUGUGGACGUGCCUUCGCAAGGUUGGAUGCUCUGAAUAGGCAUUUAAGGUCGGAUAGUGGUGCUCCUUGUGCACAGGCUACUCUACCUAACGGAGGUGAAAAGAAAUUCAAGCCAGUCAACAUGUAA